Molecule: messenger RNA, 1163 nt
Organism: Prorocentrum cordatum
Lineage: Eukaryota; Dinophyceae; Prorocentrales; Prorocentraceae
Source: the annotation of a GenBank genome assembly
UCCCUCCUCUCUCCCCCCCCUCCCCCUCCUCUCCCCCUCCCCGCCCUUCCCAGCCAGGCUCCCGAAGGACUCGCCCUCCGCGCCGCGGGGCGAAUGGAAAGAAGUGUGGGGGGGUGCGGCAAAAGGAGCUGUGCGACAACAUCAUCCGGCCCCUCGACGACGAGAUCAAGGACCAGUUCUUCAAGGCCAAGCGGAAGCAGAAGUCCGCGGCCAACCGGCAGGACUGGCGGGACACGGUGGUGGGCGGCGCGUGCGAGAAGACGCGGAUCUGCACGGCCAGCAAGCCCAGCAAGGGGGGCGAGCUGUCGGGCCCGGGCGGCGGCACCUGCACCCUCCGCCGUGCCUCCCCGCGCGUGCCCGCGGCCGCGGAGCGGAGAGAAAACCGGGGAGGGCUGCCGAGGGUCGAGGCGAGGCCCAUGCCCGGCACGCCGGCGUGGGCGGUGGGGCUGCCCGAGGCCCGCGCCCUCCGCGCCCGCGCCGCGGCCGCGCGCGCGCCGGCCUCCGGCGGCGGCCCUCGGCGGUGCACCCGCGGCCUGCUGCGGGGCCUCGGCGGCCCUCGGCGGGGCCUCGGCGGCCCAAUCGGCGCCCACCUGCAGCGGCCCGGCCGCGUCGGCGGCCGCGGUGUGCCCUGUGGGCGCGCGGUGGUGGGGCGCGGAGCCCUGCCCUGGACCCCGGCUGCGCCGCCCAAGCCGGCGCAGGCGCCCGAGGUGCCACUGCGCCACGGGGCGGUCGGCGGCUCCUACGAGAUGCGGGCGGCGGAGGCCCUGCUGGGCCAGUCCUCCGUGGCGCCGGGCAAGGGCAAGUGCAAGGGCAAGGGCAAGGGCAACAAGGGCAAGGGGCAAGACCUGCGCGAGCUGCCGACCAUAGUCUUUAACGACAUGGAACUGAAGGAGGUGCCCAAGGACUUCGGCGGCAUCGAGCACCCCGCCGUGCGGGCCCGCACCGUGGAGGAGUCCAAGAGGAUCUGGCUAAGUCAAGGCAUCCGCUGCCACUUCCACGGGCGGGAGGACGCCGUCGCCGAGGACGAGGAGGACCUGCCGAAGCCCAUCGUGGACCUCGAUGAGCUGCCUUUUCCCGACUGGGUGGCGAAGGAGCUGCGGGCCCUCGGCUGGGAGAAGCCCACUCCGAUCCAGGACGUGUCGCAAGAGCCGUCUGUCGGGUGA